Messenger RNA from Folsomia candida, 2582 nucleotides. RefSeq names its product inositol-3-phosphate synthase 1 (gene Inos). Gene Ontology annotation, biological process: phospholipid biosynthetic process; inositol biosynthetic process. The record is from RefSeq and is a predicted model, not a curated record. The coding region runs from base 186 to 1862 and encodes 558 amino acids. Gene Ontology annotation, molecular function: inositol-3-phosphate synthase activity. The transcript has 7 exons. Gene Ontology annotation, cellular component: cytoplasm. Lineage: Eukaryota; Metazoa; Arthropoda; Collembola; Entomobryomorpha; Isotomidae.
CCAUGCCAAACUCAACAGUCUCAUUCUAACCGAAUCCGAGCUACUACUACAUUCAACUUCCUCCUCCUUUAAACAAGCAACUCAAACAUUCUCGCAAUUUUUUUUGCAAAAACACAAACAUUUUCGAACAAUAAUAUUCCAUUUUUUUUAACGACACUUUUUGAAAAAAUCUAAACAGCAACAAAAUGGUUCUCAUCAAAGUUAACAGUUCCAAGGUCACUUAUGGAGAAGACAUCAUCCGGUCGGAGUACUCCUAUGAGUCCUCCCAAGUCCAGGAAGGGCCGGACGGCUCGUUUACCGUGACCCCUUACAAUGUGGAAAUGAAGGUCAAAACUGGAGCCAAAGUUCCCAAAACUGGGCUCAUGUUUGUCGGCUGGGGUGGCAAUAAUGGGACCACUUUCACCGGAAUGUGUCUCGCCAAUAAGAACAAGUUAUCCUGGGAGUCGAAGCGUGGCCACCAUACGGCCGACUUCCUCGGCUCGGUCUCGCAAAUCGGGACCUUUCCCCUCGGUCUUAAUGCCGCUGGGGAGGAAGUCUUCGUCCCCGUGAGGCACUUGCUCCCCCUUUUGGACCCCACCUCCAUGGAAAUCGACGGCUGGGACAUUUCCUCCAUGAACUUGGCGGACGGUAUGAAACGCGCCGGCGUGUUCGAGUGGUCCCUUCAAGAACAACUUCGCCCCAUGAUGGCCUCCCUCGUUCCGCGAAAGGCCGUCUUUUUCCAAGACUUUGUCGCCGCCAAUCAAGCCGAUCGCGUCGACAAUGUCAUUCCGGGGACAAAAUGGGAACAAUUGGAACAACUUCGUCGUGACAUUCGCGACUUUAAGGCGAAGAAAAGCCUGGAAAAGGUCAUCAUCAUGUGGGUCGGGAACACGGAACGGUUCGCCGAACUCGCCAAGGGACUUAAUGACACGUGGGCCAAUUUGGAAAUGGCAAUUAAAGCGGGAGCACAUGAAAUCUCGCCGUCCACGUUGUACGCAGUAGCGGGCAUUUUGGAAAAUUGCGCCUUCAUCAACGGUUCCCCGCAGAACGCCCUGGUCCCCGGCGUGCUGGAACUCGCCGCGGAGAAAAAGGUCUUCAUUGCUGGCGACGACUUAAAAACGGGUCAAACCAAGUUGAAAUCCGUUCUGAUGGAUUUCCUCGUGGGCGCCGGGCUCAAACCGGAGUCCGUCGUGUCGUACAACCAUUUGGGAAAUAACGAUGGAAAGAACCUCUCCGCCCCACAGACAUUCCGCUCAAAGGAGAUUUCCAAGCGGGGCGUUAUCGAUGACAUGGUCCUCUCCAACAAAGAGUUAUUCCAAUCCGGUCUCGGCGGACCGAAACCCGACCACCUCGUCGUCAUCAAGUACGUUCCCUACGUCGGUGACAGCAAACGAGCCAUGGACGAGUACACCUCCGCCAUCGCGAUGGGUGGUCUCAACACCCUCGUGAUCCACAACACGUGUGAGGAUUCCCUCCUCGCCGCCCCCAUCAUGCUCGACUUGGUCGUUUUCAUGGAACUCUUUCAACGCAUGCAAAUCUCUGUGCGAGAUUCAGCCGGAAUUUCCCACCACGUCGAAAUGGAGAUGGGUCAGCUUUUAGGCUACUGGCUCAAAGCGCCUCUCAGCACGAUGACCAACUCGCUCUUCCGGCAACGCGCCGGUCUCGAGAACCUGAUGCGCGCCGCGCUUUCGCUUCCCCCCUCGAACAACUUGUUCCUCGUGAAGGGCGCGCUGCAAAAGGAGGUCAUGAAAAACCAGACCUCCGUCGUUACCAACAAGUCUGAAAUCAUUUCCACAAACAACGCUCUCAAUAAGAAGAUUGCUGGCCACGUGUUCGCCACGAAUAACGGCGUCCCAGCCAAGAAGGAACUUUAUGCGGCGUAGAAAUUUAGAAAAAAAAUGUAGAAAUAUAUAUUUCAAAAUUUCGGGAACUUUUAAAAAAAAUCAGAAAUAUUUAGUUAAAGAAAAGUCAUAAAUUUCUAUAUUCCCAUGAAUUAUGUAUCCAUAUAGUUCCUGUUUAGAUUUUUUUGAAAUUUAGAAUGGAAAUAUAUAUUUCGAAAUUCGAAGGAAUUUUAAAAAUAAGUAUUUAGAGUCGUAGAUUUCUAGGGGGUAACAUUCCCAUUAUGAAUUAUGUCGACUUCCUGUUUAGAUACAGCUAAUUUUUUAAAAAUGUUUAGGGUAUAUUUCAAAAUUCGGGGAACUUUCAAAAAUAAGCAAUAUAUAGAGUCAUAAAUUUCUAGGGAUUAAUAUUCACUUGAAUAAUUUUUACUUCCUGUUUAUUUGACGCAGCUAAUUUUUUCAAAAUCAAAAAGGCCAUUGUUAACGUAUGAAAUAUUUAGAUUGCCGUAUAAAAUUAUGCACCAUUUUUUUUCUUUGUUUAUACAUAUUUACACAACUGUUGAAAUAAAGUGUUUUUUUAUUAUGAAAUUUUUAAGUGAGAAUUUUACUCUAAAUUUUAUGCAGCCACAGAACUGAAAAACGUAAUGCAACUCUCUGUACCUAAAAAAAUAGACUCGAACACAAUUUGUCAACCUCUUGUAAUAAUAUUUAAUGUGCGAAUAAACUUGCAAAUAAAUAAAAGUAUGAUGUUUUUAAAAAUUAAAA